Messenger RNA from Monodelphis domestica (gray short-tailed opossum), 4076 nucleotides. It is a transcript of the gene DMGDH, whose product is annotated as dimethylglycine dehydrogenase. The record is from RefSeq and is a predicted model, not a curated record. Gene Ontology annotation, molecular function: protein binding. NCBI's taxonomy places the organism in Eukaryota, Metazoa, Chordata, Mammalia, Didelphimorphia, Didelphidae. Gene Ontology annotation, cellular component: mitochondrion.
UGCACCCGCGAAGUAGCUGGUAACCCGAAGUGGACUUGGCCCUCCUCUUUAUCCCGCCCACGUCGGGAUAGGGGUGGGUACUUGGUAGUCCCCGGAGUUGUUCAAUACCAGUCCUGGGAGGAAUGGCACGCUGCCCUUGAGGGGUCAUUACUGGAAUUGGGGCGCCCGAUUGCUCAGAAACCUCCAGGAUCGAGGCAGCACCCGGGAAUUGUUAGGGGGCCACACCUAACCUGAAAGCAGCCUGUACUCCGGUAGCCAAACCAUGCUUUGGGGUAUCCUGAAGCAGUUGAGAUUUCAGCUGCGAACAGUAGAGCCCGCUUUGACCCCGGGCAAUUGGCUGCGGUCAGUGUGCAGCAGAAGCAGCAGCAGCGGGCUCCCCUUCCAGGAAGGAGAAGGAAAAGCAUCUUCCUAUUCAGAAGCAAGAUGGAAAGACACAGCAGAGACAGUAAUCAUUGGAGGAGGCUGUGUUGGUGUGAGCCUUGCUUAUCAUCUGGCCAAAGCUGGGAUGAAGGAUGUGGUACUUUUGGAAGCAUCUGAACUCACUGCUGGAUCUACAUGGCAUGCAGCAGGUUUAACAACUUAUUUUCAUCCUGGAAUAAACUUGAAGAAAAUACAUUAUUACAGUAUCAAGCUUUAUGAAAAACUGGAAGAAGAAACUGGGCAGGUAAAUGAAUUAAAUGAAAGAUUUACAUCAGAAAUUGCAACAACUCCCACAAGAGUGGAUGAAUUUAAGUAUCAAAUGACUCGUACCCACUGGCAAGCCACAGAACAGAAUAUUAUUGAGCCUGAAAAAGUACAAGAAAUGUUUCCUUUACUGAAUAUGGAAAAGGUUUUAGCAGGGCUUUAUAAUCCUGGAGAUGGUCACAUCGAUCCUUAUUCUCUCACUAUGGCUCUGGCUGCUGGGGCCCGGAAAUAUGGUGCUCUUCUAAAAUUUCCAGCUCGAGUGACUAACCUAAAACCCAGAUCAGAUGGGACAUGGGAAGUUGAAACCCAACAGGGAUCAGUCCGGGCUAAUAGAAUUGUGAAUGCUACUGGAUUCUGGGCUCGUGAAGUGGGCAAAAUGAUUGGACUAGAACAUCCUAUUAUUCCGGUUCAUCAUCAAUAUAUUGUCACAGCGACGAUACCUGAAGUGAAAGCUUUAAAAAAAGAACUCCCAGUUAUUCGAGACUUAGAAGGAUCAUAUUACCUGCGACAGGAAAGAGAUGGAAUUUUAUUUGGUCCAUAUGAAAAUCAGGAGAAAAUGAAGGUCCAAGAUUCCUGGGUGACCAACGGCGUCCCACCAGGUUUUGGAAAGGAACUUUUCGAGUCUGAUCUAGACAGAAUCAUGGAAUAUGUGGAAAAUGCCAUGGAUAUGGUUCCAGUCUUGAGAAAGGCUGAUAUCAUCAAUAUCGUUUCUGGCCCUAUCACCUAUACUCCGGACAUUCUGCCCAUGGUGGGACCACAUCAAGGUGUUAGAAAUUACUGGGUGGCCAUUGGUUUUGGAUAUGGCAUCAUCCAUGCUGGUGGCAUAGGGAAAUAUCUCAGCGAUUGGAUCCUUGAGGGAGAACCUCCUUUUGACCUCAUUGAAGUGGAUCCCAAUCGUUACGGAAAAUGGACAACAACUCAGUAUACAGAGGCCAAAGCAAGAGAGUCUUACGGAUUCAACAAUAUUGUGGGCUACCCUAAAGAAGAAAGAUUUGCUGGGAGACCUACUAAAAGAAUCAGCGGGCUUUAUAAUAUUCUUAAUUCUAAAUGUUCCAUGGGCUUCCAUGCAGGAUGGGAGCAGCCACAUUGGUUUUACAAGUCUGGACAUGAACCUGGAUAUAAGCCAAGCUUCCGACGGACAAACUGGUUCCAGCCUGUGGGCUUAGAGUAUCAACAAGUUAUGCAAAAAGUUGGGGUGAUUGACCUAUCACCGUUUGGCAAGUUUAAGGUCAGAGGCAAAGAUUCUCUUAAACUGUUGGAUCGUCUCAUUGCAAAUGUCAUUCCAAAGGUGGGUUUUACAAAUAUAAGUCACAUGUUAACCCCAAGGGGUCGAGUUUAUGCUGAGUUGACUGUCAGUCAGCAAUCUCCAGGAGAGUUUUUAUUGGUAACUGGUUCUGGGUCUGAGCUUCAUGACCUGAGAUGGAUUGAAGAAGAGAUUGUGAAAGGUGGAUAUAAUGUGGAGGUUGAAAAUAUUACAGAUGAGCUUGGAGUCCUUGGAGUUGCAGGACCAUCAGCAAGAAGAGUCCUUCAAAAACUGACCUCUGCUGAUCUUAGCAAUGAUGCCUUCAAAUUCCUCCAAUCUAAGCCUUUAACCAUUUCUAACAUUCCUGUUACUGCUAUUAAGAUAUCCUAUACAGGUGAACUGGGCUGGGAGCUCUACCACAGACAAGAAGAUUCUGCCACUCUCUAUGGAGCAAUCAUGGAAGCAGGCCAGGAGGAAGGAAUCGACAAUUUCGGAACUUAUGCCAUGAAUGCUUUAAGAAUGGAAAAAGCUUUCAGGGCCUGGGGGUCAGAGAUGAAUUGCGAUACAAAUCCUCUGGAAGCUGGGCUAGACCAUUUUAUAAAGUUAAAUAAACCAGCAGACUUCAUAGGAAAGCAAGCACUGAGACUGAUGAAAGAGAAGGGGCUCAAACGGAGAUUGGUCUACCUCACCUUGGAGACAGAUCAUGUGGAUCCAGAGGGAAAUGAAAGCAUCUGGCAUGAUGGCAAGGUUGUUGGCAACACUACUUCUGGAAGCUAUAGUUAUAGCAUCCAGAAGAGUCUGGCUUUUGCUUAUGUCCCGGUGGAGCUUAGUGAAGUGGGACAGAGACUGGAAGUCGAACUACUGGGCAAAAAUUACCCAGCAACCAUCAUUCAAGAACCACUGGUUUUAACUGAGCCAACUAGAACUCGGCUUCAGAAAAAGGCUGGGAAGAGCUAAAUCUGAAAGAAAAGGAGGGGGAAAUGACCUUAAUAGUUUUACAACUGCUUUACAAAUUGUGUGUCUAUGUGACUGUUCUCAGUAUUAUGAAUCAUUGUAUUUUCCUGAGGAAUUUUCCCCCCUCAAAUUCCACUAAUGAAUCAACUUCUAAAUCAACCAAAUCCAGAUUUAAGUCCAUUCUAAAACCCUUUCCCCUAUUCCCUGACUGGUUUCUAAAUUUUUUAAGGCAGAAUUUCAAAUGGAUGAUUUAUGUUGUUCUUUCAAACCAAAAAUUUACUGACAAUUUAUUUCUUAAGUAUUGUAUCAUGUAGUAUUGGAUCAGCAAAAAGAUCCCAAGAAGCUGCUUUUUCCCUCCAACAUGUAAUCAUCAUAACUGUUAGAAGACAAGUGGUUUUCUAAACAUGUAUUUUUUUUAUGUUCACAAAUCAAUGAGAGAGUAGUUCUGUUCAUGUCUCAUAUAAAAACAAGCAAGAGCAUUUAUUGCCUUGUGAGAUGCUCUUUACUAGACAAUGUCAGAUUAUCCAACUAAGCAAUUGUAGAAAAUGAUCACAAUAGAAAUAAUCUUAAAGCUUAACUAGUUUAGUACUUGACUAGUUUAAUGACAAGUCUUUUCAAAUUUAAGGAAUAUUAAAUGUUUUCACAACAUCUGCCUGGAAAACAACUUAGACAUUGUUACAGAACAAUCUUUAUUGUCCUUUUGGAAGGUCGUUUUAGGAGAAAAAUUGCUAAGAAGAAAGAACAUAGUCUUCCUUAGGAAUUGUUCCUUCCAAACCUUCAGCAAAGAAACUGAAGCAUAAAUAGAUUGUGCCAGUGGAAACACGGUUUGAAUAAUGAAUACCUAUCGUUGAAGAAAGAAUUAAUGGAAGUUGACAUCACACUGAGCUGUUCUGAAUAUCAUUUUACAAAGCAGGUCAAAAUAAAGUAUAAAAGCUGACAGGGCUGCACUUAGCGUUACGCACAGUGAGAAAUCCAUUUGGAAAUUAUUCUUUGUUCGACUUUCAGAAAUGAUUUGGGUCUACUUGGCUGAACCAAUCCAAAAUGUUCCUUUUCUUAAAGGUGACACUAUUUAUAACCAACCAGUAUGUGGAAUGUAUGUUUUUUGCUCAAAUACAUUUGCUAGUUAUUAAAGAAAACGGGAUAUGAAACAUGAAAAAAACCCUACAGUUAGAAUGAAUAAACUAUAACAACACUU